UUUCUGAUCUUUUAUUGUCUUGUGAUAAAGCUAUUUGAGAGCCUAAUCUACUACUUCUUGAUAGAUACUGAGUUUAUUCCCAUACCCAGUGUGGUUUGAUUCUGCAGAGAAUCAGUUCCUCCUGACCAACCCCGCCGAUUGCCUGAUUGGCAUCAAUAAUAACUGUCCAUAUCUAGACCAUUGCCCCUCUUUUCUCAGCUGUGAACCGGGGAGAAUCGCUGCCAUUGUCUUCUCUAUCUAAACCACAUUCUCAACUGAUACUCCGGCUACGUAAAAUUGGCUAACCGACUGACACCGGAUCGACGUCAUCAAUACAUUCUCCCUCAGAUUAUCUUACAUCUACCGGCCUCGUCCCCUAGCAUACCCCGUUGAUAAAGCACUACACUCUGUUACAGACACCAUGUCCAUACCCGAGCUCGAACAACCGCGCCGGCUGUCGCAGGCCGAGAGCCAGACCAUCCUGAGAGCCGAGAUCCCGCUCAAGGAACGGUUUUUCCGCUACUUCCAGCAUGAGAUCACUGCACUCCAGGAGCAGAUGGAACGUCUGGCGGAUACAUCGCUGGUAGGCGGAGAGCGGACUGAUGCUACAGACCACUGUCUAGCUGGAAUUGCACGAUUGUCCAACGAGGUCAAGGAUGCGGCGAGUUAUAUUCCAACCUAUGAUCAGCGGAUAUAUGCAGAGGCUAUUAAAGCACUCCAAGACAAGCUAGCAGAGACUCGUGCCGUCGUUGAGCCGCGCUCGAAAUUUAGCUUCAAGACGAAGAGAGCUCCUGCUGCUAUCUCUCUCUCUGACGCAGCUGAUAUGGCUUUCCAGGGCUGUCGUGGUAUCCCCGGGUAUCGCUCACCUGGAACGUCCUCAGUUGGCUCAUCUGCAAAUAACACUCCUCUCUAUCCCUCGACACCGUUGAACGAGCCGGACAAUAUCUUGCAACAGCAUAGACCCGAGGUUGUGCCAACUUCUGUUCCAUCCAUUUCUGUCGGUUAUACCGAAGAGAAACCCAAGGAAAAAGAACAGAAGGGUUUUGCGGCGAAUAUCUUGUCCUCUGUAUCGGUGGAUAACCACCGUGACCUUCAUAUCAUGCUCCCGGCUUCUGGAUCUGCUUCUGCUGUUCCUGCUUCUAUAACCUCGUUGCGCCACUGCGUCGUCGACAUGUCCAUUCCCACCGCCAACGGCAAGCCGUAUGCUAGCUUGACCGUGAAUAAUGUCAAGGAGAGCUUAUUAGUCUGCGGGCAGAUCAACGGUCCUGCGCAUAUCACUGGGGUUAAGCAUAGCGUCAUUGUGGUGUCUUGCCGCCAGUUCCGCAUGCACGACUGCCGUGAUGUAGAUGUCUAUUUGAGCUCAACAAGUAAUCCCAUCAUUGAAGGAUGCUCUAAUGUCCGUUUCGGGCGCACGCCUAGGGCAUAUGCCCUCGACCACGACCGCCCAGACUACGAAGACCGCUGGAGCCAAGUUGAAGACUUUGAAUGGAUCAAACCUGAAGCCAGUCCCAACUGGAGUCUCUUGGGUCCUGAAGAUGCUGUUCCAGAGAGUGUUUGGGCUGAAAUUGUCCCCGGUGGUCCUGGAUGGUCGCUGGAUGACAUCUUGCGGGCUAUUAAGCUCAUACAGUGAGAGUCUUGAGGAAAAGCAAGAGGGAAAAUGCCAUGUGAUUUCGUUUUAUUCUAAUUGAUAUAUUACGGGUAAUUUUUUAUUCUAAUCUUGAUGGGCGUUUUUGUUGGUGUUCAUUGGGGUUACUGGAAAUAUAUAUAACCGACAGUGAUGACUUCUAUCAGUACUACAGAAUGACCAAUGUCCGCUCCAUUUUUCAUUUAUGAAAUAUGUUUCCUAUCAAAUAUCAAAAACUGCUGAAGCUCAAAAAGAAAUCUUGAAAACAAGGACUUGGUUAUCCAGAUUGUAAC
Aspergillus ruber CBS 135680 is the source of this 1896-nucleotide messenger RNA. Its product is annotated as putative tubulin-specific chaperone c. NCBI's taxonomy places the organism in Eukaryota, Fungi, Ascomycota, Eurotiomycetes, Eurotiales, Aspergillaceae. Bases 401 to 1609 code for a protein of 402 amino acids. The transcript is spliced from 4 exons. Gene Ontology annotation, biological process: tubulin complex assembly; post-chaperonin tubulin folding pathway. The record is from RefSeq and is a predicted model, not a curated record. Gene Ontology annotation, cellular component: cytoplasm.